UGUGCGCGCCUUUCAGUUCCGGGUCGCUGAGCCGCCUGUCAGCAGCAGAAAGUUCCAGGUUGAUGUGUGUGUGCGGAGUGCUGCGAUGCCCCUCGAGGUGCGAUGGCCAUUCCCACAAUGCCCUGCUCUGGCGUGGAGGAUCUCCAGCUCUCUGAUCAUGGGCAUGGUCGGCUCCUACUCGUACUUCUGGACCAAGUACAUGAACUGUCUGACGGUCCAUAACCACGAGGUUCUGUUGGAUCUGGUGGACCAGCGGCCCGCCGACACGCCUCUCCUCACGCUGUCCAACCACCAGUCCUGUAUGGAUGACCCGCACAUCUGGGGUGUACUGAAGCUCCGACAGCUGUGGACCUUCAACAAGAUGCGCUGGACUCCAGCAGCUUCUGACAUCUGCUUCACCAAAGAGCUGCACUCGAGAUUCUUCAGCCGAGGGAAGUGUGUUCCCGUCUGCAGAGGAGACGGCGUUUACCAGAAGGGGAUGGAUUUUAUUUUGGAGAAACUGAACGGAGGAGAAUGGGUGCAUAUUUUUCCAGAAGGAAAAGUCAACAUGACCCAGGAAUGUAUUCGGUUAAAGUGGGGGAUUGGUCGGCUGUUAGCAGAGUGCUCCUUGGAUCCCAUCGUCCUGCCGCUCUGGCAUGUGGGGUUGGGGGACGUUCUGCCCAAUGAGAAGCCUUACGUUCCUCGAGCUGGAAAGAGAAUCACCGUCCUGGUGGGAAAACCGUUCACUGUGACCGAGCUCGUUGAAUCUCUCCGAGCCCAAAACAAGAGCCAGAUGGAGAUGAGGAAGACGUUGACUGAUUUGAUCCAGAGAGAGUUCUGGAACCUCAAAGUCCAGGCCGAGGCACUCCACGGCCAGAUCCAGACCAGAUCCUGAUCCAGACCAGAUCCUGAUACAGACCAGAUCCUGAUCCAGACCAGAUCCUGAUCCUGACUCCCAGCCGCCAUGCCUCACUGUAUAUAAUAUAUAAAUAUAUAUAUAUAUAUAUAUAUAUAUAUAUAAAUAAGACCGAUGAUCCUUUACCCUGACUGAGGUUAAUAUCUACACACACACACACACACACACACACACACACACACACACACACACACACACACACUUCCUGUUCUCCCUGGAGCUACCUUCCUCCACCCCGGGUCUUGAGUCUCCGAGUCAUCACGGUUUCUAACUGCUGCAUCGGUGGAAAAACAGGACGUUCUCUGUUAAUGUUUAAAAGCAGAACAGGAUAAACAGAUUAAAAUAAAGAUGGAUGGUUUGGUAACGUGCUGUCAAAGAUCUUGAAUGAUUUGUCUGGACAUGAAGUAUCAUUACUCAUAUGAGUGGCCAUCUGCAGGGCUGGGUGUCACUAGUGAUUUCCUGAAGGUCCUGAUUCUAUUACUCUUCUGAUUGGAUAUGAGUCAGGUUAGGGAAAUGUCAGUUCCAAUCCCAGUUUAUCUGGAUAUGAAGGAGAUUCUCAGACUUUAUUGAUCCCACACUGUUAGGAACACCUCAGACAGACCGCAGUCUCUGAUCUGCAAUAAUGUUUGCAUGUUAAUUCACCGUAACCAUGAUCUCUCUCUAACCUUACCAUUAUAACCCUGAAGGUUUCAGUCACCGUGGUUACCGGUGAGGACAGCGAGUACAGUUUAAUACUUCAUCAGGAAUACAACAGCAGAGAACCAGCUGUUUGUUUACACUGUCACAAAUUUACUCAGGUUGUUUUAUUAAAGAAAUCUUUCAGUAAUCAGUUUUCCAUCAUGCUUUGAGCUGUCUGAUUCCCCGUUGUAGGGCACGCUCUGUAUCGUUUAUAACUCUUACAGGACAUACUCUGUAAUGUUUAUAACUCUUACAGGACAUACUCUGUAAUGUUUAUAACUCUUACAGGACAUACUCUGUAAUGUUUAUAACUCUUACAGGACAUACUCUGUAAUGUUUAUAACUCUUACAGGACAUACUCUGUAAUGUUUAUAACUCUUACAGGACAUACUCUGUAAUGUUUAUAACUCUUACAGGACAUACUCUGUAAUGUUUAUAACUCUUACAGGACAUACUCUGUAAUGUUUAUAACUCUUACAGGACAUACUCUGUAAUGUUUAUAACUCUUACAGGACAUACUCUGUAAUGUUUAUAACUCUUACAGGACAUACUCUGUAAUGUUUAUAACUCUUACAGGACAUACUCUGUAAUGUUUAUAACUCUUACAGGACACUCUGUAAUGUUUGUAACUCUUACAGGACACUCUGUAAUGUUUAUAACUCUUACAGGACAUACUCUGUAUAUUUUAUUGUUUUGUUUUGUAGACACGUUGAUGAAUGAUCGCUGUCCUCGUUAUGGUUGAGUUUCCUCUGGCUGCUUCACAGUAAAAGCCUCCCUGAGAUUCUCCAGCUGAAGGCUUUUAUUGUGAAGCAGCAGCAGUAAGAAGUGAUAGCAUUAGCAUUAGCAUUAGCCUGAUCUGUGAUCCGUCUGCAGGAGAGAGAAGAGAGAGGCCGCAGACAGAGACGGCAGACUCCGCCCCUAACAGCAGAGAGUUACAGGAUGGAAACACAAGCAGAAGAAAUGUUUUGAACAUUUGAAGGAACUAAAGUGGUUUAGUUGCCAAACUGUACAAAACCUGUUUUUGAAUAUGAUCUGAACAUCUGCAGAGUCUUAGGGACUUUCUGGUCUGGUUCCAUCAACCUGUCUGGUUAAAUACUGAAGAUUAGUACUCAGUGUGCUCCUGUUAUUCAUAAUAAUAAUGAAUCAAAGCAUGUUAAAGUUCACAGCAAUGUUCAGAAACAGGCAUGCAGAGUAUAUGAUUGGUAGGAUAAUAUAAUGUUUGGUUUUAUUACGUAUGAAUGAGUCAUACUAACAUCUCUCUCUCUCUUUCUUAAACACUCUUGAAUUUCUCAGCUCUGUAGAAACUUUGUUUCCUGUGAACUCUUCAUCAGAUCCUUCGUUCCUUUGAAUGCUUCCUCUGCAGUCACAGAUAUAAAACAUGUUUUAUAUCUAUAAAACCUA
Perca flavescens (yellow perch) is the source of this 2974-nucleotide messenger RNA. RefSeq names its product tafazzin, phospholipid-lysophospholipid transacylase (gene tafazzin). The coding region runs from base 86 to 874 and encodes 262 amino acids. Gene Ontology annotation, molecular function: 1-acylglycerophosphocholine O-acyltransferase activity. Gene Ontology annotation, cellular component: mitochondrial membrane. The record is from RefSeq and is a predicted model, not a curated record. The transcript has 11 exons. Lineage: Eukaryota; Metazoa; Chordata; Actinopteri; Perciformes; Percidae. Gene Ontology annotation, biological process: cardiolipin acyl-chain remodeling; inner mitochondrial membrane organization.